CCCGGUCUCGGAAACCCCCUGAGCUGCCUCCGGUUCACCCGAGGAGGCCAUUGGCGGAGAGGCGUCACGUGACCACGGGGUGCCAAUGUUAUUCUACAAGGGUGUCAAGACCCUGUCAGUUUCUGAAAUAAAUAUUGGGAAACGGCGAGAUGCAAAAGGCAACCUACUACGACAGCUCUGCAAUUUACAGUGGCUACCCAUAUCAAAGCGCAAAUGGCUUCAGUUAUGAUGCCAAUCAGGUCCAAUAUCCCCGGGUCUCUCAUGUGGAAAGUGAGUACCAUCGACCCGCCUGCUCCCUGCAGUCUCCUGGCGGCUCCGUGGCUCUGCAGAAGCCGGGCGAGAUGGCGGAGGGCCGCGACAGGACCUCGGCCAUUCAGGCGGCGCAGUCCAAGGUUCUCCCCGAAAGCAAUCAACCCCCGGGGCCGGUGUCGGGCCCGCCCCCUCCCUCCUCACAAUCCCCCGGUGCUAUCAGCCAAAACGCCAGCAACGGGUCCAGCCAGGCCGGUGCCAAGAACAGCUCCCCGACCUCCGGUGGCCGCAGCAAACAGAUCUUCCCCUGGAUGAAGGAAUCCCGUCAGAACACCAAGCAGAAACCCGCCAGUAGCUCCAGUUCAGUGGAGAGUUGUCCCGGAGACAAGAGCCCUCCGGGGUCAGCGGCGUCAAAGAGGGCCCGGACAGCUUACACCAGCGCGCAGCUCGUGGAGCUGGAGAAGGAGUUCCACUUCAACCGGUACCUCUGCAGGCCCAGGAGGGUGGAGAUGGCCAACCUGCUGAACCUCACCGAGAGACAGAUCAAGAUYUGGUUCCAGAACCGCAGGAUGAAGUACAAAAAGGACCAGAAAGGCGUCGGGAUGAUGCCUUCUCCUGGUGGACAGUCUCCGCGGAGUCCCGUGGGCCCUGCCUCCGGCGGCGGCGGMGGUGGGGGAGGCGGAUACCUCAGUUCUAUGCAUUCUUUGGUGAACAGUGUACCAUACGAAUCCCAGUCGCCGACCUCUUAUAACAAACCUCAUCAAAAUGCAUACAUGGCGACGUCAUACCCCCCUCCUUUGAACAGCUCCCUCAACAACUGCCCCCCCUCCCAGAAGAGGUACCCCGGCUCAGACUCGGCCACGCCCGAGUAUGACGCGCACCCGCUUCACGGCAAUGGCAACUAUGGGACUCACAUGCAAGGCAGCCCCGUUUAUGUCGGCGGAGGCUACAUCGACUCCAGUUCCGGCGCGUCGGUGUUCGGCCUGACCCACCUCCCGCACCCGCCGUCCGCGAACAUGGAGUACAACGGAGCAAUCACAAUGGGCAACAGUCAGCACCACGGAGUGUGUGACCCCACGCCGACUUACACAGACCUAACGCCGCACUACUCUCAGGGAAGAAUCCAGGAAGCGCCCAAACUGACGCAUCUGUAGCAGUGGAUCACUCCGCCCCAUUGUCUUCAUCCACCUCCAGACAUACUUCCUGCUUUGUUUCUGCGCCUCCUCACGGCUCCAACCUUCUCCUCUGCUCUCCCCCACUUUUCUGUUCCCUCUAUAGUUUGAUGUGUGAAGUAGCAGUAGGAUAAAUAAUCACGACUUGCUUGGAUUUUUCCUCUUCUAUUUGCUUGUUGUCAUUGUCUCACGAGGACCUUUUUUAUCUAGAGAUAGCGGGAGGGAGGGGUGCGCRCAGCUUAGUACGACUAGACCUAUUUAACCUUUCCUUUUUGAAAAUCUUGUUUUCAACUCAAACAGGGUAUUAUGAACACGUGUUACUCAUUUUUAAUGUGAAUUUGUCCGUCCUUUAUUUAUCCGCAUUUGAAGAAUUUGUUAUUUUCUUUUGCAUUUUGUUGCACUUGUGUAAAAGACCUCAAUAGCCACGAGAUUGUGAAGGGAGAGAUAUUCAUUCUCACAAAGAAAAAAAGGAAAACACAAGGGUCCUGUGCUUUUUACGCGUCACUUCCCUUGUUUUUUUUAUGUUUUGUUCCAUUUGGACUUAAUGUUAUUUAUUUUGUUGGCUGUCAAACGCAAAAAAAGAGACUCGUUUUAGUAUUAUUUGACAUCCCUCCAUCUUUGUGUGUGUUUGGGGAGGAGAAGAUUGGUGGGGGGGAAAUGGAGUUUUGGCCAUUUUCAGCUAUUUUCAACAUAAAUGUGCACUCUGGGGCAAAAAA
Molecule: messenger RNA, 2137 nt
Organism: Austrofundulus limnaeus
Lineage: Eukaryota; Metazoa; Chordata; Actinopteri; Cyprinodontiformes; Rivulidae
Gene: hoxa3a
Product: homeobox A3a
Biological process (GO): regulation of transcription by RNA polymerase II; anterior/posterior pattern specification; embryonic skeletal system morphogenesis
Cellular component (GO): nucleus
Molecular function (GO): RNA polymerase II cis-regulatory region sequence-specific DNA binding; DNA-binding transcription factor activity, RNA polymerase II-specific
Source: RefSeq, a predicted model, not a curated record